AUAAGAACCUGUCUUGCAACAAUUCAUUAAAAUCUUCACCAUGCUAAUUAUACUUGUUGCGGUUUUUUUAGCUCAAGCUAAUGCCAGAGUGGUUGACAUAGCAACCGACAUUGUGAACAUGGCUGCUAUAAAAGACCAACUAAAUUACGAAUGUAAAGACGUAAAGGAGCAAACUCAAUUCCAAAAUUGCGGCAGCUCAUUUUCAAAAAGUUUGGCGAUUAUCCAAAACUAUCAAAACAACUCAACAAGACAACCAACUCUUCAUGAAGAGCUGCUUUCACUUAAUAAUGUAGUGAGAUGGAUGUCAUUAUGUACAAAAAAACAAUGAAAAUGUGUGUAGUGCACAAAUAAAAAUUCAUGAAAUUACCUCUAAAAUCACUGAAAUCGUUCAUAGCUUUUCCACAGAAAUGAGUCCGAGUGACUGUUGGAAAGAGGACGAGCUAUAUCACCAAUACGUUUCUUGCUCAAACAAUUAUGGAUUAACAAAUAGAAAUACUCUAAAAGAGUUGGACGUUCUCCGUCAAAAUCAAGACGCAAUUGUCACCUGCUUAGAUCAACACAUGGAAUCUUCUCAAGGAUGCAACAAAAAAAAUCGGCACGAAGUCGCAACAAUCGUGAACAAAAUUGUAAAUUUGUAUAAUAUGCUCAAUCCUGAUCACAAUUGCAACUAAUUCUCUUCGUUGUUGACACUAUAUGAGAUGUUAAAUAAUGAAUAAUCGAGCAUUUCAA
Messenger RNA from Caenorhabditis elegans, 729 nucleotides. RefSeq lists its product as uncharacterized. The transcript has 3 exons. The record is from RefSeq and is marked reviewed. Bases 41 to 328 code for a protein of 95 amino acids. Lineage: Eukaryota; Metazoa; Nematoda; Chromadorea; Rhabditida; Rhabditidae.